Messenger RNA from Dichotomopilus funicola, 213 nucleotides. RefSeq lists its product as uncharacterized. The coding region runs from base 1 to 213 and encodes 70 amino acids. The record is from RefSeq and is a predicted model, not a curated record. Lineage: Eukaryota; Fungi; Ascomycota; Sordariomycetes; Sordariales; Chaetomiaceae. The transcript is spliced from 2 exons.
AUGCCCGAAGGCGGUCAGUCACCUCCCCCGGAGCGGUCCACGGGCAAACAGAUGCACGACGUCCCCGGAACCGGCAAGGGAACCGAUGAUGCGUCGCAUAAAGAGGAGGCCAAUAAGGAGGCCCUUAAGAAUCUCACAUCGAACCCGCGGGGCCCGUUAGAAGACGAGGUUGACAGGAAAUUUGCCAAAACAGCCGCCAAGCCGAGCUCUUGA